AUGUCUGGCAAGGUCAUUGACGCUAUCGACCAAGUCCGUGGCUUGAUCGAGGUGCUCGAGAAUACUCAGCCCAGACCAGCAUUCAUCCUUAUCGACAUUGAAGGGGUGAACCUCUCUCGGAAUGGGUUGAUCGCUAUCAUUCAAGUCCUAAUUCCUCCUAAAAAAAAAUGGUAUUCCUGGUGGACGUCCAUGUACUAA
Messenger RNA from Exophiala aquamarina CBS 119918, 198 nucleotides. RefSeq lists its product as uncharacterized. The transcript has a single exon. NCBI's taxonomy places the organism in Eukaryota, Fungi, Ascomycota, Eurotiomycetes, Chaetothyriales, Herpotrichiellaceae. Bases 1 to 198 code for a protein of 65 amino acids. The record is from RefSeq and is a predicted model, not a curated record.